Molecule: messenger RNA, 2695 nt
Organism: Entelurus aequoreus (snake pipefish)
Lineage: Eukaryota; Metazoa; Chordata; Actinopteri; Syngnathiformes; Syngnathidae
Product: gastrula zinc finger protein XlCGF57.1-like
Exons: 2
Coding region: 321-1970 (549 amino acids)
Biological process (GO): negative regulation of transcription by RNA polymerase II; regulation of cytokine production; regulation of immune system process
Cellular component (GO): nucleus
Molecular function (GO): DNA-binding transcription factor activity, RNA polymerase II-specific; RNA polymerase II cis-regulatory region sequence-specific DNA binding
Source: RefSeq, a predicted model, not a curated record
GAACGACACAACACUACAGCAAAGUCCUCCUUUACUCCAAAACGCUUCUAAGCCUCGGCACAUCUCCUCACAUCGCUACUAACUACACUUUAUUCAUCCUCCGUGUCAGGAUAAACUCCACUCGUCUCAGUCAACUUUGGAGAUUAUUAGGCCCGCUUAGCUUGCUAGUUGUUUUAGCGCGCUAGUUAGCUAAGCGCGCUAGUUAGCUUAGCGUGCUAGUUAGCUUAGCUUGUUAGCUGCUAACAAAGAGACGCGGAUUUGAUCAACACAUCGCUUAGUUAAGAUCAAGUGUGAGUGUAAAGUGUUGUGAUUGUGUGAAAAUGUGCGAAAGAACGAUAGCAGAGUACAAAGAGGAACUUUCUCGAACAAAAGAAGAGAACAAAAGACUACGUCAACUACUGGAGGCUGUUUUCAAGAAACAUCAAGUUGUGUUACACAGAACAGACGUCUGUGAAAAAUAUCGUCCACCUGAGCAGCAGGAGGGGUCCUCCAGUAUGGAGCAGAAGAGGUCACAGCACCUCCACGUGAAAGAAGAGGAGCCACAGCCCCCCCACUUUAAAGAUGAAGAGGAAGAGUCACAGACUCCUCACAUUGAGAAUAUACAGUCCCUUCACGUAAAAGAGGAACCGGAGGAUCCGCAGCCCUCAUACGUCAAAGAGGAAGAAAAACAGUGGCUGUCCCCCCACUUCAUAGAGGAAGACAAGAGACACCUCAUCAGUGUGAAGAGUGAAGAUGAUGAGGUCAAAGGUGAGAGUGAGGAGAAGAGAGAGGCGGAGCCUCCAAGCAGCAGCUCAACUCAACACAUGACAACAGAAGCUGAUGGAGACCACUGUGGAGGAUCACAAGCAGACAAGCUCUUAGCUCCACUAUCAGAUAGUGAGGACACAACGUCACACUCUCCUGACACUGAUGAUGAAGACUCUAAAGAUGAUAAGACAUGUCACACUGACAACACACACUUCACAUGUUCUCACUGUGACAAAACUUUUAAUGACCGUUGUCGUCUAAAAAUACACAUGAGAACACACACUGGAGAAAAAACUUUAUGUUCAAUCUGCGGUAAAGAUUUUACUCAUAGGUACAAUUUGAAAAUACACAUGAGAAAACACACUGGAGAAAAACCUUUUUCAUGUUCAAUCUGCGUUAAAGAUUUUACUCAUAGGUACAAUUUGAAAACACACAUGAGAAUACACACUGGAGAAAAACCUUUUUUAUGUUCAAUCUGCGGUAAAGAUUUUACUCUUAGGCACGAUUUGAAAAGACACAUGAGAAAACACACUGGAGAAAAACCUUUUUCCUGCUCAGAAUGUGGUGAAGAUUUUACUCAAAGCAACAAUUUGAAAAGACACAUGAGAAUACACACUGGAGAAAAACCUUUUUCCUGCUCAGAAUGUGGUGAAGAUUUUACUCAAAGCUACAAUUUGAAAACACACAUGAGAAAACACACUGGAAAAAAACCUUUUUCAUGUUCAAUCUGCGGUAAAGAUUUUACUCAAAGGGACAAUUUGAAAAGACACAUGAGAAAACACACUGGAGAAAAACCUUUUUCCUGCUCAGAAUGUGGUAAAAGUUUUGCAGUAAAUCAAAGUUUAAAAGAACACAUGAGAAUACACACUGGUGAAAAACCUUUUUCGUGUUCAGUCUGCAGUAAAGAUUUUACUCACAGUUCCAGUUUCAACGCACACAUGAGAAUACACACUGGAGAAAAACCUUUUUCCUGCUCAGAAUGUGGUAAAAGUUUUGUAACAAAUGUAAGUUUAAAAGUACACGUGAGAACACACACUGGUGAAAAACCAUACUCCUGUUCAAGCUGCAACAAAAGCUUCCGUUACCUAAACACUCUUACAGCACACAUGAGAGCACACACAGGAGAGAAAGUGUUGAGUUGCAGUGUGUGUGGUGAAAGAUUCUCUUCUAAGUACCAGUGUAAGAAACACAAGUGUGCUGGUGAGAACAGCAGCAGUAAAUGAAGAUGCAGGAUUUAAAAUCAACUUUCUAACAACAUCAGCACAUAUAACAUGUGUGACAUCAUUGUUGUGUGUGUAACACAAUCUUGUUAAUAUGAUUCUAACAUUUAUAGAUUAGACACUUCAGAUUAGUGCUUUUAUUUCAGUCAAGUACAUGCGUUAAUAUACACAUUUGUGUACUUUAAAAUGAACAGAACGAUUUGACUGAAAAGGUGAGAAUAAACAGUACAUCAAAUAUGUUACAUACAAUAAACAUUUUAAGUGUAGAUAUUCAUAGUUCACUUUUAUACUUAUUCAUAAUAGUGUUUUAUAUAUGUAUUUUGAAAUAAUGAAGGGUUACAUAUUUUAUUUUCUAAUUGUAGAUGAUUCCAUAGAUGAACUCCUUUAUAAGAUAUACAUAUUUGUUUUACAUGUGUUCAUACCUUUGCUUUUGAGUACACAUAAAUCCCUCUUAGUUCAUAUUUACUGGUUCACAUCUGAAACAUCUUCUGGACCACUUCUGGAAGCAUAUUAUUAUUUACUUUAUACAUCAUUUGAGCAGUUGUGUUUUAUACAAGACACAUUUACUUUUAAAAUGUGUGACUUUUUGAAUAAUUUGUUGGGUCUCUAUAAUCCAUUCUAUUAAUUAUCUUUAUUACUCUCUUGUGUAAUAUGAAUAUUGUUGUGUGAUUGUUUUAUAUGUAUGUCCCCAGACCUUUAUGCAAUAAACAAUGUAUGCUUCAACUAAA